Molecule: messenger RNA, 327 nt
Organism: Opisthorchis viverrini
Lineage: Eukaryota; Metazoa; Platyhelminthes; Trematoda; Opisthorchiida; Opisthorchiidae
Exons: 2
Coding region: 1-327 (108 amino acids)
Source: RefSeq, a predicted model, not a curated record
AUGCUUCUCCAGGGGCCAGAUACAACUGAUGAUUUUUUAGGUGUUCUUCUGUACUUUCGAAUAGAUCUGCCUGAGGUGUCGGCAGAUGCCGAAGAAGUGUUCAUGCAAAUCCAUGAUCAAGGGGCUCUGAGAUUUCUGUGGUUCUCCCAGAAUGAAUCAAUAAUAAUUGUUUGGUGUCAAUGUCUUUCGCCACUGAUGCAGAGUUUUGUGCAUGAAACAACCGAGGUACUUUCAAAAUGGGGCUUCCACCUCCAUGAGUGGGUGGAUAAUAUUCGCGAUGUACUGCAACGUCUCCCGCCAUCUGGACGAAUGAUGUUCGAAGUGUAG